Molecule: messenger RNA, 2364 nt
Organism: Aspergillus homomorphus CBS 101889
Lineage: Eukaryota; Fungi; Ascomycota; Eurotiomycetes; Eurotiales; Aspergillaceae
Product: acetoacetate--CoA ligase family protein
Exons: 2
Coding region: 219-2294 (691 amino acids)
Biological process (GO): lipid metabolic process
Cellular component (GO): cytosol
Molecular function (GO): acetoacetate-CoA ligase activity
Source: RefSeq, a predicted model, not a curated record
GCUCAAUUGUCUUCUUUUGCCGGCACUUUCUGGGUGGUGAUUUGAGUUGAACUGACAGGCAGCAACCAAGUAUUGACUGGCACGGAAAGCACUUCUGACCCUCGCUCGGUUCCUGACAGCCAAAUUUCCCGAUAUUUGAGUCUCUGUUCCUGUCAAGACCAACAAUACGAACGUCACACGAUCUUCUGUCGACAGCAGGAUACACGAUAGACAACUCCAUGGCCACCAACGGAGUAGGUUCUAAGGAGUUAUGGAGACACUCUUCUCCUCAGACCACCCAAAUCUAUGACUUCAUCAAGACUGUCAACAAGAAGCACGCCUUGUCUAUCGAGUCCUACAAUGAUCUUUGGGAAUGGAGCAUAGCCGAGCCUGCCAAAUUCUGGGAGGAUGUCUGGCACUACACUUCAAUCGUGGCUCAUAAGCCUUACGAGCGCGCGCUGAGUUCAGAACAGCUUCUCUUUCCCCGGCCUAAGUUCUUCGAGGGGAGUAGACUCAACUUUGCCGAGAAUCUACUCUACCCUUCCGCGUCCCCGGACGAGGAUUCGGUGGCGGUCAUUGCCGCCACCGAGUCGGAUCGUGAAUACGUGUCCUGGAAAGAGCUGCGAGACCGGGUCAGGAGAUGCGCCAACUCUUUAAAAGAGGCAGGCUUGCAGACUGGGGACCGUGUCGCAGGUUUCCUGGGAAAUCAUACGAACACCGUCGUUGCAAUGCUCGCCACUGCCUCGGUUGGCGCCUUCUGGACAGGUAUUUCUCCAGACACCGGAGUGCAUGCGGUGCUGGAACGCCUGAAGCAGAUCGAACCGAAGAUCCUGUUUGCCGACAAUGCAUCGCUGUAUAAUGGAAAAGUGCACGGAGCGGAUACCAAGUUGCGUCAGAUCGUUCCAGGUCUGCCCAAUCUUGAGCUUCUGGUUGUGUUUGACACCGUCAAAUCUUACGAAUUCAAGCUGGAAGAAGUGGCGCCGCUGCAGGGCAAGGUUACUUCCUACAGCUCUUUCCUUGCGACUGCCAGAAUCCCUUCAGCUCCUCUCGAGUUUGCAAGCUUGGAGCCAGAUCAUCCAGUCUACAUCUUAUACUCCUCCGGUACCACCGGAGCACCGAAGCCGAUUGUACAUGGUGCUCUAGGAACGCUCCUCCAACAUAAGAAAGAGCACGUUCUUCACUGCGAUAUACGUCCUGGAGACCGAGUCUUCUAUUUCACAACCACCACCUGGAUGAUGUGGCAUUGGCUGGUUUCUGGCUUGGCCAGCGGAGCCACCAUCGUUCUCUACGAUGGCUCACCGUUCCGACCAUUUGACUCCGAAGGCGGAUGCGGGGAGAUGGCCAUGCCACGCUUGAUAGAUGAACUACAGAUUGCGCACUUUGGCACAUCUGCCAAGUAUCUCUCCAUCUUGGAGCAGGCAUCACUGAGCCCGACAAAGCACCCCCAUCGGCCGGUCAGCCUCGAGACUCUAAAGGCCAUAUACAGCACGGGCUCACCGUUGGCUCCGUCCACUUUCGAAUAUGUCUACUCAUCUAUUAAGGCAGAUAUUAUGCUGGGGUCGAUCACCGGAGGUACCGAUAUCCUAUCACUCUUCUGUGGCAGUUGCCCGAUUCUUCCCGUCCACAAAGGCGAGAUCCAAUGCCGGUGCUUGGGCAUGGCCGUCUCGGUCUACGACUAUGCCGGCAGCGACAUCAGCACCUCGGGCGAACCAGGCGACCUUGUCUGCACCCGGCCUUUCCCCGCCCAGCCCGUGAUGUUCUGGCCCCCGGGUCCUGUCGGGGCGGAGAAAUAUCGCAAAAGCUAUUUUGACGUGUUCGGUCCGUCCAUUUGGCAUCACGGCGACUUCGUGCGCCUGAAUCCUCAAACGGGGGGAGUGGUUAUGCUAGGCCGCAGUGACGGUGUGCUGAAACCGGCUGGGGUCCGAUUCGGCAGUGCGGAAAUCUACAAUGUUCUGCUUAAACAUUUUGCAGACGAGGUCGAGGACUCUCUCUGCAUCGGACGAAGGCGUGAUGGUAUUGACACCGACGAAACGGUUGUCCUGUUUGUCAAGUUGCCGCCGACAUAUGGGGCCAUGGAUGUCAUACCAUUGGAUCUUGCGGCUCGCAUCCAGGCAACCAUCCGCAAGGAGCUCAGUCCUCGGCAUGUACCAGCGAUUGUGGCCAUAUGUCCCGAGAUCCCGGUGACAUCUAAUGGUAAGAAAGUCGAGAAUGCCGUGAAACAGAUCUUGUGUGGGUUGAACAUCAAGAUCGGUGCCAGUGUUGCGAAUGCCUCGUGCCUUGACUGGUACCGCACCUGGGCUACGGCGCAUCCCUAGUCGCGAGGACGCAUCCGUAGAGUAAUAUGAUUUGUUGGAGGUAUUUAAACUCAAAGAAAGGGUAGCGAAC